GCACACGUCAGGCCGAGCUCACCGUGAGAAACACCUGCAGUGUCGCGGUGUAAACAGGUUAAACCUCAGACAGACAGACAGAGAGAGAGAGAGAAAGAUGACGUCCCAGAAACCUAAAGAUGGGCUGGCUGAAAUCAGAGCGUUGGAGAAGAUUCUGGACUCCAGUAAACUGGAGCUGACCACCGUUGAUGAGGUUUGGCCAAACUUGUACAUCGGGAAUGUGGCAUUUGCUCAAAACAGAAGUGCAUUAAAGAAAAUGGGCAUCACCCACAUCCUGAAUGCAGCUCAUGCCAGACAGGGCAGUAUAGGAGAAGAGAGUUAUUAUGGGAGCGACUUUGUUUAUUACGGUAUACCAGCAGAAGACUCUAGCAAGUUUGACAUCAGCGUUCACUUCCGGCCAGCAUCUGACUUUAUUCACAAAGCCUUCAAGAAGAAAAACGGCAAAGUGCUCGUGCAUUGCAUUAUGGGAGUGAGCCGCUCCUCUACUUUAGUCUUGUCCUACUUAAUGUUACGUCAGCGUCUCUCUCUCCGUGCUGCCAUCCAGCAAGUCAUCCAGAGGAGACCGAUUUACCCAAACAGGAACUUUCUUGGCCUCCUGCUUGAGCUCGACAAACAAUUGCAGAGAAAACGAAUGAUAUGUCCAGUUCUCUGACAGCACA
Messenger RNA from Neoarius graeffei (lesser salmon catfish), 659 nucleotides. RefSeq names its product dual specificity protein phosphatase family protein. Gene Ontology annotation, biological process: protein dephosphorylation; negative regulation of MAPK cascade. Gene Ontology annotation, cellular component: cytoplasm. The coding region runs from base 98 to 652 and encodes 184 amino acids. The record is from RefSeq and is a predicted model, not a curated record. Gene Ontology annotation, molecular function: protein tyrosine/serine/threonine phosphatase activity; MAP kinase phosphatase activity. The transcript has 3 exons. Lineage: Eukaryota; Metazoa; Chordata; Actinopteri; Siluriformes; Ariidae.